Messenger RNA from Chara braunii, 947 nucleotides. NCBI's taxonomy places the organism in Eukaryota, Viridiplantae, Streptophyta, Charophyceae, Charales, Characeae. The record is from the annotation of a GenBank genome assembly.
GUAGGACGACUAAAGGAGGCUAACUUAUCAACGGAGAACGGCGAAAAAUAUAUGGACUCUAAUGGACAGGGUAAUAAUGGAGGUAAUCAAGGGCCUGGAGGCCAAGGAUGGAAUGGGGGACAGCAAGGAUGGAACGGGGGACGAGGAGGAGGUGGUGGAAAUUGGGGACCGCCACAGUCGGGGUGGGGGAAUAAUGGAGGAGGCGGGAACCCUGGAGGGGGAGGGGGAUGGAAUAAUGGACCGCCGGGACAUUGGAACAAUGGAGGUUGGAACAAUGGAGGAUGGAAUAAUGGGGGUUGGAACGGAGGAGGGGGAAGACCGAGGAAUCAAGUUCGAAGCUACAACUGCAAUCAGUUCGGGCACUACUCAAGGGAGUGCCCGAUGCCUCGGCAAGGGAAUGGGUACCCCCCGGGGGGGACCUUCCAAGGUGGAAAUUUCCAAGGCAGGAAUUACACUCAAGGAGGAGGAGGAGGAGGAGGAGGAGGAGGAGGUGGAGGGGGAGGAAAUGGAACUGUUGGAGGAGGUAAUGGCCAAAACACGACUCAAACAAUGGGGCCAGGUUCAGCGCCGGUGGUGACGUUAAGUAAAGAGUUGGAAGAGUCGAUCGGGGCUAUGGCAUCGUUUUUUAAGUUAUCUAUUGAAGAGAAGGCGAAGGAGGAAGCAGCGAAGAAGGAGGAGGAAGAACGGAAGAAACGAGAAGUUCGGGAAAAAAUUGAGAAAGAAGAAGCGAAGCGAGUAGAAUUAGCAAAGAAGCAAGAGGAGGAGAAGAAAGAAGCGGAUCGACUGUGGGGCAUUAGGAAGUUGUUCGGGGAACAGAGACUGUUCCUGAAACAGGAAGUCAAAAAAGCGGUCAACGAGGAAAUACAUGACAUGGUGAAAGGGAAAAAGGUCGUAGAGGACGCUGAGUAGGAAUGGGAACAAUGGCCUAAUGAAGAGGAAGAGGUAGA